AUGUAUUCCAAACCAACUAACUUCAUAAUUAAAGCAAGUUUCCUUUCCGAUCCACAAUUACGAGGUUGGACAUUCUCCUCUGUAUCAAUCGGAUUACUGUUAGGAACCAUUCCAUUGACGUUCAUGAACCGUUUAGGAACAAAGAAGGUUCUCGCCAUUUAUGUUCUGACGGGAUGUUUUUCAUCAUUUUUGUACCCAUGGAGUCAUGCGUUAGGCUUUCUACCUUCGUUCAUCAUCCGUACAAUCCAAGGCAUGCCAGGAGCAAUCAUAUUAUGGGCAAUUAAUAAUAUAUCUAUGGAAUGGGCUCCAAAGUCUGAAUUGGGUUUCGCUAUUGCAGUUUUAUCAUCCAUAUACCAGAUAUCUCCAAUAUUGGCUAUGGUAGUUGCGGGAGAAAUGUGCACAACCUUUGGAUGGGAAUUCACUUACUAUGGUCUGAGCUUCGCAACUUUCAUCUCGUUAACACUAUUUCUCAUUGUUUAUGACGAUGACUUUAGAAAAAGCAGGUAUCUUGAUCAACAAGAAAAGGAAUACAUCUCUCUCGGUAAAAUAGUGAAGAAGGAAACGGAAAAUGAAAGCAUUCCAUUCUCGCAAGUCUUUAGAGAUCCUCAGGCGUGGCUUGUAUGGUACAUGUACUUUUCGUUCUUCACCGGGAUGUACAUAUUUCUUCAAUAUGGACCUAUUUACAUAAACAUGGUCUUAAAAUACGAUAUAAGGAGCACCGGCUACGCCGCAGCUCUUCCACAUCUUAUAUCAUUAGCUUUGAAAAUUUUUUAUGGCAAUUCAACUGAUGACUUAUGUGGAUUAGGUAUGAGAGUUCGAAUGUUUUUGAUGUUCGCAUUGGUUGAACUCAUAUCCGCCUUCUGUCUGCUGUCACUCAUAUUCACUACAUCUGAUUUUUACAGCUUAUUCAUUUAUGUCCUUUUCAAUACUGCAAAUAGCCUCGCAGUUAUCGUUAUAAUGAAACAAAUACAGCUCAUUUCUAGCCAGCAUUCUCACUUUUUAGCAAACGGAAACACCUUCAUUGUUGCCAUCUGCAUAUUCUGUGCUCCUUUUGUAGUUAACUUCAUUGUUUCCGAAAACACAGCUAGUCAGUGGACAAUGUUGUUCAGCGGUAUCUCAGCUCAAUUGAUUUCAUCUGUUGUUGCUUACGGACUGUUCGGAAAGACAAAACCAUCAACGUGGACAGAGUUAUCAUCACUCUCACAAGAAAUGAAAUGA
Molecule: messenger RNA, 1218 nt
Organism: Auanema sp. JU1783
Lineage: Eukaryota; Metazoa; Nematoda; Chromadorea; Rhabditida; Rhabditidae
Source: the annotation of a GenBank genome assembly